Molecule: messenger RNA, 3605 nt
Organism: Cuscuta europaea
Lineage: Eukaryota; Viridiplantae; Streptophyta; Magnoliopsida; Solanales; Convolvulaceae
Source: the annotation of a GenBank genome assembly
GAAUCCAAAAAUCCAAAUAAAAACAUUCCAAGCCUCCCCUGACACCCGGUCCGAUCCUCGGUUUACCCGUUUGUCCACCCCUCAGGCCCUAACCUGAACUGAGUCGCAUCAAUCAAUAACUGGACGGAACUUUCCCUCACUGUCUUCCUCGCUCAGUCGAUGUGAGCAGCGCUGGCUUGUUUGUUGCUUCUUCAACCUCUUGCCGAAGAGCUCCACGUCGCAGGUCAUUACUUGCUACGAUACUCUUUCUAUCUAUUUAGACUAUUUAUAUCACUAUAUCGAAUACGCUAAGAAAAUGUCAUGCUUUCGUAUCUGCAAUUUCCGCACCCAGCAUAUGCUGUUAAUAAGUGAUAUGCCAAUUUUGUGCAUCGUCUAUGCACCCUUCUAUAUGUGACUCGUAUGCCGGUAUGCCUAGCUACUCUGAAAGAGCCGCAGGAAAUGCAACCUUCGACUCAACAGACCCCUAUAAUUUCAUCUACUGCCGGACUGUCUUCAGAUAACUUGGCUAUGCCUGCUGCCCCUCAUUCCAGUGCAAACACUAAUUCAAAUAAUGGAACAAGUACGUCAAUAGAUUCAUCUGGAGACAAUGCUCGGCAAAAAGCUACUGGUCCACUAGGAUAUGGCGUCACUCGACCUCCGAUAUCAUACGCCAUGAUUUCAGGCCCACAGAUUUCUGCGGCACCACUCCAACCACCUGUCCCCGGAUGUUCUUUGUUUUCAUAUAACAUAUCUCAUCCAACAACGGGAUUUUCUGGUGGUUCACAAUUUUCAACCAGCAUGGAUUCUCUGUCUGGAAUUAAACAGGAAACAGGGAUAUCUUUUGCUGCUCAGUCUGUUCCCAAGCAAGCUAGUCCUAGUUUUCCUACAUCUAAUGCUGCCACGCAAAUGAUGAAGAUGCAUCCUGCACCAUCUUUUCAUAUGCCUCCCGGAGUCCCUAAAUCUCCUGCAACACCUGGUCCUCCUGGAAUAGGAUUAGCUAUACCUUUUCCGUCGGGAGAUUCUUCUCCAUCUCUGAGGCCCUUUGUGCCGCAUCCUCCUUUUCUCUGUAAUCCACCCAUUCAUCAGCAAGCAUAUACUCCAUAUAACUCUGUUUCUGCUAUGCAAAUCCCUCAUCAGGGACCAUGGUUGAAUGCACCUGUUGGUGGAUUGUUAAGAUCACCAUUGUCACAAUAUCCCGUUACCAUAACUGGCCCCUUUCCUACGAUAGCUGGGACUACCUUGCAUUCUCCUGCUACAUUUCCCGAAACUCAACCCCCUGGUGUUUCAACAAUGGCAGCUCCACAUGGACCUUCUCCAUCUACAACUUCAGCUGCCCAGUCAAUACCGGGUUCAGGGAUGCAGGCGGAAUUACCUCCUGGAGUUGAUAAUUCUUUGCUAAUAGCAGAUGGCAAUAAACCUGAAUAUGGUGUUGGGACAAGAGAUGUAGCUGCAAACACUAAGGCAGUUGAUGCUUGGACAGCUCAUCGGACAGAUACAGGAGCUGUAUACUAUUACCAUGCAUUAUCAGGAGUGUCUACUUAUGAGAAACCUGCCGGGUUUAAAGUAGAGUCUGACCAAGUAAAAGCGCAACCAACUCCAGUUUCAUGGGAAAAGUUGUCUGGUACAGAGUGGGCCUUGGUCACUACUAAUGACGCCAAAACAUAUUACUACAACACUAAAACUAAGUCAAGUAGUUGGCAAAUUCCCAGCGAGUUGGCAGAGCCAAAACAGAUGCAAGAUUCUGAUGCCUUGAAAGCGCAAGCAGUGUCCAUGGCAAACACUAACUUGCAACCAGAAAAAGAAUAUACUCCAUUGCUUACCCCUGCAAUUAAUACUGGCAGUCGUGAUGCAACAGCUUUGAGGCCAUCAGGUGUGCAAGUAACAUCUUCAGCAUUGGAUCUCAUAAAAAAGAAGUUGCAGGAUUCUGGAUCACCUGCCACCCUUCCAACAGCUCCUGCUUUGACAGGAGCAUCAAAUCUAGAUGGAACUAAAGCAGUUGAUUCUUCUGCCAGAGGCCUGCAAAAAGAAAAUAGCAAAGACAAGUCAAAAGAUACUAAUGAUGAUGGCAAUAUUUCAGAAACCACUUCUGAAUCUGAAGCUGAAGAUAGUCGGCCCACCAAGGAGGAGUGCACCACUCAAUUCAAGAAAAUUGUUCAGAACUUUCAACACAUCAUCCAUCAUACACGCUUCUACUUAAGUCUUCAACAAACUGCUUGACCCUAAACAAUUUUAUGUCAUUUGAAUGCUAGAAACCAAAAGGAGAUGCUCAAGGAACGUGGAGUAGCGCCUUUUUCAAAGUGGGAGAAAGAGCUCCCAAAGAUAGUUUUUGAUCCACGGUUUAAGGCUAUUCCAAGUUACAGUGAAAGAAAAGCUAUUUUUGAGCACUAUGUGAAGACACGUGCUGAUGAAGAGCGGAAAGAGAAGAGAGCUGCUCAGAAGGCUGCUGUUGAGGGUUUCAAGCAAUUAUUGGAAGAAGCAAAGGAGGAUAUCCAUCAUAACACUGAUUACCACACGUUUAAAAAGAAUUGGGGCAAUGAUCCACGGUUUGAGGCACUGGACAGGAAAGAAAGAGAUGCUCUCUUCAAUGAGAGGGUACUUUUUUUAAAAAGGAUUGCUCAAGAAAAAGCUCAAGCAGCUCGUGCAACCAUUGUAUCUGACUUUAGGUCCAUGCUUCAGGAGAAGGGAGACAUAAGUUUGAAUACUCGUUGGUCAAAGGUCAGAGACGGUAUAAGAAAUGACCCGCGAUACAAGGCUGUCAAGCACGAGGACAGGGAGCCUUUAUUUAAUGAGUAUCUUUCUGAGCUAAAGACGGCUGAAGAAGAGAGAUCACGAGUGGCAAAGUCAAAGAAUGAUGAGGAGGAAAAGUUAAAGGAAAGAGAGCGAGCAUUGCGGAAACGAAAAGAAAGAGAGGAACAAGAAGUCGAGAGGGUACGGCUGAAAACUUGUAGAAAGGAAGCGGUUGAGUCUUAUCAGGCUUUGCUGGUUGAAACUAUUAAAGAUCCUCAGGCAUCUUGGUCUGAGUCAAAACCAAAAUUAGAGAAGGAUCCUCAAGGGCGUGCGGCCAAUCCUCAUUUGGACCAAUCCGACUUGGAAAAACUUUUCCGGGAACAUGCUCAGACCUUGUAUGAGCGCUGUGCCCAUGACUUCCGGGUCCUCUUGGUUUCUGUUAUAACUGCUGAAGCUGCUUCUCAACACGGAUCAGAAGACGGGAAAACAGUGCUUACCUCCUGGUCCUCAGCAAAGGUACUUCUCAAAGCUGAUCCUAGGUAUGCUAAGGUGCCCAGAAAAGACAGGGAAUCCCUGUGGCGAAGACAUGUUGAUGAUAUCCAGAGGAGGCUAAAGUUAGGAAAUGAACAAGAUGCUGACAAGUCAUCGAGGAAUAGAAGUCCGGGCAAUUCUCUAAAAUUUUCAGGUGGAUCUAGGAGAACUGAGAGAAGAUAAGAUAGUUUUUUGGCUGUCAAGAUGAAUUUGAGUUUGUAAACUAAGAGGUUGAAGAGUAGUGUACUAUUCUUGAGUUUCUAGUUUAAUUUAUUAAUUGUGGGUGACUGGUUGAGUAAGCAUCCAUGCGUAAUAUUUUCUCGGAUGAAUGCAAGCCCUUUUAUUUAUAUUUCCGGGAUGAAUCAUAA